Neomonachus schauinslandi (Hawaiian monk seal) is the source of this 2029-nucleotide messenger RNA. It is a transcript of the gene PARP15, whose product is annotated as poly(ADP-ribose) polymerase family member 15. Gene Ontology annotation, cellular component: nucleus; cytoplasm. Gene Ontology annotation, molecular function: NAD+ poly-ADP-ribosyltransferase activity; transcription corepressor activity. Bases 185 to 2029 code for a protein of 614 amino acids. The transcript has 12 exons. Gene Ontology annotation, biological process: negative regulation of gene expression. The record is from RefSeq and is a predicted model, not a curated record. Lineage: Eukaryota; Metazoa; Chordata; Mammalia; Carnivora; Phocidae.
GGAGGUGCGGAGCUGGGGAGGGCUGCACCCUGCUCCCCCGGGCCCAGACCCCCAGACGUCCGAAGAACUUGGGCACGAACUUGCGCCUGUGUGCACGGAGCGCAGGAGAUCGGGAAGCCAAGAGCGUGAGGUCGGCCGCAGCCCGGCAGCCCGCCCCGCUGGCUGGCGCCCUUCCUCCGGGAGGAUGUCAAGAGACCAAGUCAGCUGGAAAAAUUAUCUUUCAAACAGUAAUGUGAUAGCCUCAACCCAAACCAGAGAAGGUCUAAACCUCGUGUUGAUAAGUGGAGAUGUUAUCUAUUUCCAAGCUGAUGUAAUUGUCAACACCGUUCCCAUGAAUCUUCAACUUGGAGGAGGAACACUAUCUCAGGCUCUUUUGCAGAAAGCUGGUCCAAAGCUCCAGGAAGAGUUAUAUGCCACCAGGCAGGGAACAGAAGAGGAAGUAGGUAGCAUAUUCAUGACAAGUGGCUGCAAUCUGAGCUGCCAAGCUGUCCUCCAUGUGGUGGCACCAGAAUGGGAUAAUGGAGCAGGGUCUUCUCAGCAGAUCAUGGCGAAUAUAAUCGAGAAAUGUUUGACAGCUGUAGAAGAGUUAUCUUUUUCAUCAAUCACAUUUCCCAUGAUCGGAACAGGAAAUUUGAGGUUUCCCAAAGCUAUUUUUGCUGAACUAAUCCUUUCAAAAGUGUUCAACUUCAGUAGCAGUGCCUGGAAGAAAACCUUACAAAAAGUUCACUUUCUGGCAUAUCCAGGUGAUGAUGAAAUCCAGCAGGCAUUUUUACAUAAAUUCACCGAAUGGGUGAGUGGAAAUCCCAACAAGGACAGGAUUCUCAUGGCUGGAGGUAGCCAAGGUACCUUCAGGCCUGGCUCCAACCCUGGGUUCACAACAUAUGAAAUGAAAAUUGGUGCAGUUACUUUCCAGAUUGCUACCGGAGAUAUUACCAAAGAAAAGGCAGAUGUGAUUGUAAACUCAACAACAAGGACAUUUAAUCUGAAAUCAGGGGUGUCAAAAGCAGUUUUAGAAGGUGCUGGACCAGCUGUGGAAGACGAAUGUGCUGUACUAGCUGCACAGCCUCACAGAGAUUUCAUAAUUACACAAGGUGGAUACUUAAUGUGCAAGAUAAUAAUUCAUGUGCUUGGGGAAAAUGAUGUCAGGAAAACGGUCUCCACUGUUCUAGAAGAGUGUGAGCAGAGGAAGUACACUUCGGUUUCCCUUCCAGCCAUCGGAACAGGCAAUGCUGGAAAAAACCCAACCACAGUCGCUGAUGACAUGAUCAAUGCUAUUACAGACUUUGCACAGAAACAUCCCACCCCGUCGUUACAAAAAGUGAAAGUUGUCAUCUUUCUAUCUGAAUUGCUAAAUGUAUUCUAUGACAACAUGAAAAAGAGAGAAAAUUCCACAUCUCCUGUCCUUCAGUCCACAUGCUUUGAGACUGCAUGUAAUCUUCCUGAACACUGGACUGACAUGAAUAAGCAGCUGUCCUGUGUGAUCAAGCUAUACCCCGGACAGUCAGAAUAUGACACCAUAAAGGACAAGUUCUCUGACACUUGUCUUUCCUACAAAAUAGAGAAGAUUGAGAAGAUACAGAAUAUAUGCCUCUGGCAGAGCUACCAGAUAAAGAAAAAGCACAUGGACUUGAAGAAUGGCCAUACAGCUAAUGAGAGAGUCCUGUUCCAUGGGACAGAUGCGGACUCGGUGCCGUAUGUCAAUCAGCAUGGCUUUAAUCGUAGUUAUGCUGGGAAGAAUGGUGCAGCCUAUGGAAAAGGAACCUAUUUUGCUGUUGAUGCCAGCUAUUCUGCUCAUGAUACAUAUUCCAGACCAGAUGGCAAUGGGAGAAAGCAUAUUUAUGUUGUACGAGUACUUACAGGAGUCUACACACGUGGACAUGCAGGAUUAGUUACCCCUCCAUCAAAGAACCCUCACAAUCCCACGGAUCUGUUUGACUCUGUCACAGAUGAUACACAAUAUCCAAAGCUAUUUGUGGUAUUCUCUGAUAAUCAAGCUUACCCAGAAUAUCUCAUAACUUUUAGGUGCUAA